Aegilops tauschii subsp. strangulata is the source of this 1627-nucleotide messenger RNA. RefSeq names its product trehalose 6-phosphate phosphatase RA3. The record is from RefSeq and is a predicted model, not a curated record. Gene Ontology annotation, molecular function: trehalose-phosphatase activity. Gene Ontology annotation, biological process: trehalose biosynthetic process. NCBI's taxonomy places the organism in Eukaryota, Viridiplantae, Streptophyta, Magnoliopsida, Poales, Poaceae.
UCUCCUCCCUCCACUCCCCAGAAACCAUCGGCAUCAGCUUCUCCUUCUCUUCGUCCGUUACUCCCGUUGAAGCCCACGCACCUUGUUGCUUUCUCCCACCGCUUCUUCGGUCUCUCCCCUGUGCUGGUCCGCUCUCUCGUCAUGACGAACCACGCCGCCUUUGCUGCCGAGGACGCGGUCACCGCCGUGGCGGCGCCGGCGCAGCCGGGUCGCCAUUUCGCGUCCUUCCCGCCGCGGAGGGCGCGCGACUGCAGGAAGGCCUCCCUGGGCCGCAUGGACCUCGCCACCUCGGCGGUGGUGAUGGCCGGGUCUCUGCUGGACUCGAUGAAGGCCUCCUCGCCCCGCCACGCCAUGUCCCCCACCGGCGCCGACCAAGAGGAGUGGAUCGAGAAUCACCCGUCAGCAUUGGAGUGGUUCGAGGGCGUGCUGGCGGCGGCCGAGGGGAAGCAGAUCGUCAUGUUCCUCGACUACGACGGCACCCUUUCGCCGAUCGUCGAGGACCCUGACCGCGCCGUCAUGACUGAGGAGAUGAGGGAGGCGGUGAGGGGCGUCGCGCAGCAUUUCCCGACGGCCAUCGUGAGCGGGCGAUGCAGAGACAAGGUGUUCAACUUUGUGAAACUGGAGGAGCUGUACUAUGCCGGGAGCCACGGCAUGGACAUCAAGGGCCCCACCAAAGUGUCUAACCACAAGGCAAAGGCUGACGAGGUUCUGUGCCAGCCGGCGACCAAGUUCUUGCCUGUCAUCCAGAAGGUGUAUAAGACGCUGACGGCGAAGAUGGAGUCCAUCCCGGGGGCCAUGGUGGAGAACAACAAGUUCUGCCUCUCGGUGCACUUCCGCUGCGUCGAGGAGGCGGAGUGGGACGCUCUUGGGAGGGAGGUGAAGGCGGUGCUGGACGUCUACGAGGACCUCGAGAUCACCGAGGGAAGAAAGGUCCUAGAGAUCCGGCCCACCAUCGAGUGGCACAAGGGGAAGGCCCUUCUGUUCUUGCUUGAGUGUCUUGGCUUUGCGGGGCGUGGCGACGUUUUCCCGAUAUACAUCGGGGAUGACCGCACAGACGAGGAUGCGUUCGAAGUGCUGCGCAACAUGGGACAAGGCAUCGGGAUCCUUGUGACAAAGUUUCCAAAGGAGACUAGCGCAUCCUAUUCUCUGCGUGAGCCUGCUGAGGUAAAGGAGUUCCUGCACAAGCUGGUGAAGAGCAACGAGACAAAGAAGGGUUAAUUCAUCAGCUAGCAGCCUUCUAGCUCUAACUCAACAUGGAGAUCGAGCAGGCUAUAUAUCUAGUACAUCAAGUCUAGCUUGUUUCCUUUUUGGACUUGGUGUGUCUUUCGUUUCAUCUAGUAGAACAUUGCAUGCAUGCGUAUUGGGAUCGAUAUAUAAGAUCCAGAUCGAGCAGUGACCCUUGCUAGGCCUUGGCUCCGAAGGUUUCUAUUACUGUAUCCUUCUCGCAAGGUCUUGUAAUUAGCCCUCCGUUAAUUUUUGUUUUGCGAAUAGCCUUCCCUUAUUAGCUAUGACAGAAAUGGGAGUGACAAAGUAGCCCUCCUUUUUCUCACCCUACACUAUAAACUUGUUCUAUUACUUGUUUCAUCGUUAGCUUGUUAUGAUGUGAUCUCCGUUGAGAAGUUGUUAA